GAUCUGAUUGGCGGAAGCCGUCCAAAGCCGUGUUGUCCAUUGUUGUUUGUGCGCAGAUGUUUCACCGCAGACGCGAGCAGAGCCUGUGGUGCUUUUCAGAUUGUUGUCUCACAACUUUGUUGUGAAGGAUAACUAGAUUUCGAGUUACCAGUCCGACCUCUGUAGUCUGUAUGCGGGUUUCACUGUCCGGGGGCACCCCAACACGUUUCAUCCAAUGGAGCUGGAGGGCCAGUGGUGGAAAGAACAACUUGCUGGAGAUAUAUACCAUGCUCUGCGUUACAAGGAACUGAGGUUACCUGUCUACAAAGGUCAGUCCCCACAGCUCAACCUCAGGCGCUACUUUGCAGACCUCAUAGCUAUAGUGAGCAAUCGCUUCCGGCUGUGCCCGUCUGCCAGGCACUUGGCUGUUUACCUGCUGGACCUUUUUAUGGACCGCUAUGACAUCUCUGUGCAGCAGCUUCACUUGGUGGCCCUUUCCUGUCUGCUUUUGGCUAGUAAAUUUGAGGAGCGAGAGGACAGAGUGCCAAAGCUGGAGACGCUCAACAGCCUUGGUUGUAUGAGCUCCAUGAACCUGGUGCUGACCAAACAAGGUUUACUCCACAUGGAGCUGCUGUUACUAGAGACCUUUCAUUGGAACCUCUACCUACCCACGGCUGCCCACUUCAUAGAGUACUAUCUGUCAAUCGCAGUCACAGAGACGGACCUACAUGAUGGCUGGCCGAUGGUGUGCUUGGAGAAGACCAUGCUGUACAUGACCAAAUAUGCAGACUACUUUCUGGAAGUCUCCUUACAAGACCAUGCGUUUCUGAGAUUCGCCCCAUCACUGGUAGCUGCUGCCUGUGUGGCCUCGUCUCGAGUCAUUCUUCGCCUGUCCCCGUCGUGGCCCCCUCGCCUACAACGUCUCACUGCCUACACUUGGGAGCAACUGCUUCCUUGCGUAGAGAAACUGCUAAUGGCCCAUGACAGUGAUGUAAAAGAAGCCAACAAGCAGAAAUGCCAGCAGCUGCAGCAGCCCAGUCUGCAGCCUGGGCAGGCCGUGUUCCCUGCUCAGAACCAGAAUGUCACUAUAACCCAGUACAUCCACAGACCUGCCUUACAGUAUACCCAGCAGAGCUGCCAACCUGUACUCGUCUCAGCCCACGGCCCAAGUGCCUACCUGACUCACGCUGCCUCACGGCAUACCUCUAGUGCCUCUUCACAUGGGCAAGCACAGCCUCAGACCAUGUCUGUACCACUGGACACUAAGAUGAACAUACCAAACAGGCCCUACCAGGUGACGUCUGUUUACCCAUGCACAGCCCCAUGCUUUGACAGAUAGUAGUGACAGGUGGAUGCAUGUGACAAACCGGGUUUUGCUACAAAAGAAACAUUGAGUGUUUGUGAGAAUACACAACACACUCUGAAAAAGACUGUCUGAAGUAGGACCAUGUGAGCUGUUCGGUGACUUUUUAAAAGAAAAUUGUGAGAUACAUUGGGGGAAAAAAAUGCUAAGCAUUAUAAGGACUAAAAAAGAGGUGCAAAGUGUUUAAGAUGUGCAAUACUGUAAGCCUGUUUCAUCCACUCUUUCCUUCCUUUGGGAUUUUUCCUUUUUUUUUUCCUGAGAAUUGUUAUUUUUGUGUGUGUGUGCUAAUGAAGCAGGUAUGUGACACGGAGAAGCAACUAUAGAAAAUUAUGCUGUGAUUUUUAUCAUCAGCGCACUCAUGACUUAAUUUCAGCCAAGCUACCUCAGAAAUGUUGAAUGUAAAGUAUUAGCUUGCGACCUUACAAGUGCACUUUAGUACAGAAUAUUUUAAAAUAAAAUGCAACAUGUUGGUUGUA
This is a messenger RNA of Pygocentrus nattereri (red-bellied piranha), 1818 nucleotides long. It is a transcript of the gene ccnj, whose product is annotated as cyclin J. The transcript has 6 exons. Gene Ontology annotation, molecular function: cyclin-dependent protein serine/threonine kinase regulator activity. NCBI's taxonomy places the organism in Eukaryota, Metazoa, Chordata, Actinopteri, Characiformes, Serrasalmidae. The coding region runs from base 215 to 1318 and encodes 367 amino acids. The record is from RefSeq and is a predicted model, not a curated record. Gene Ontology annotation, cellular component: cytoplasm; cyclin-dependent protein kinase holoenzyme complex; nucleus. Gene Ontology annotation, biological process: regulation of cyclin-dependent protein serine/threonine kinase activity; mitotic cell cycle phase transition.